GUCUCAUUUGUAGCGAGCGGCAGAGCACGGAGCAGACAUGUCUCUAGAGCUGGAGGAGAAUGUCCCCACCACUGAGGAGGAGGAGGAGGAGGAUGAAGAAGAGGAGGACUCCCCCACCGAGAAGAGGACCUCCAGGAGAAACAAGGGGGCAGCAGCAGCUUCAUCAGGGGCCAAGAAGAAGAGCAAGAAGAAGAACCAGCCGGGCAGGUACAGCCAACUGGUGGUGGACACCAUCCGCAAACUGGGCGAGAGGAACGGCUCCUCCCUGGCCAAGAUCUACAGCGAAGCCAAGAAGGUGUCCUGGUUCGACCAGCAGAAUGGCCGCACCUACCUGAAGUACUCGGUGAAGGCGCUGGUGCAGAAUGACACCCUCCUGCAGGUCAAGGGGGUCGGGGCCAACGGGUCCUUCCGCCUCAACAAGAAGAAGCUGGAGGGAGGGGGAGCCCCUGAGAAGAAGGCGACCCCUGUCCCCAAACCUGCGGCCAAAAAGACUACCAGUGCCAGCAGCCCACAAAAGAAGAGCCAUAAGAAGGCAAAGCCCAAGCCUAAACCCAAGAAGGAGGCCCCCAAAAAGAGCAGCCCCAGGGCCGCCCCCAAGAGCAGCAAGAAGAAGGCAGCGAGCGGAGGGGGCAAGAAGGUGAAGAAGACCGCCAAGCCCAGCGUGCCCAAGGUGCCCAAAUCCAAGAAGGCGUGAUGACUGCCAGCAGCAGGUUCAGGGCGGACCAAUCAGAUCGCUUGAUAUUGUUGUGUGUGUGCAAUGAUGUGACUCGUCUUUCCGGAGCUUCAGCCCUGGGGAUGGGGAGGGGGUCUGGGCAGCUCCACGGUUAUGUACACCCUGCCUCCAUAGCGCGGAGCUGCGGCUGCUCGAUACAAUGUAUCUAUCUGUCAUUCUUCUCCGAACUUUGAAACAAAUGGGGAUUGCUGAUUGGCUGGAGAGCGGCAGUCACCCUGGCGACGGCGUGUGGGGGGGCGGGGCCUCGGUGACAGCUCUGACGUGGCAGGUAGGAGGCGGGGCCUGCCUGACAGGACUUUCGGUGUCAUCUGACUGUUCUCCAUGACUUCUCGGUGGUUGUUUUUGUUCUCUUGCUGGGACCUUGUUUGUUCCUAUUUUUAUUUGUAUAUUUUGUGUUGCUCAUUAUUUUGCACUUGUUUAAUAUUUUGAUGGUUCUCUUUUUAUUAUGUCUUUUGUGUUUUUUUUGUUAUUUUUUAUGCUGAAUUAAAAACAAAUGUUGCUUAAA
Hyla sarda is the source of this 1238-nucleotide messenger RNA. Its product is annotated as histone H1.10-like. Bases 38 to 694 code for a protein of 218 amino acids. The record is from RefSeq and is a predicted model, not a curated record. NCBI's taxonomy places the organism in Eukaryota, Metazoa, Chordata, Amphibia, Anura, Hylidae. Gene Ontology annotation, biological process: nucleosome assembly. Gene Ontology annotation, cellular component: nucleosome. The transcript has a single exon. Gene Ontology annotation, molecular function: DNA binding; structural constituent of chromatin.